Molecule: messenger RNA, 5577 nt
Organism: Glycine soja
Lineage: Eukaryota; Viridiplantae; Streptophyta; Magnoliopsida; Fabales; Fabaceae
Exons: 16
Coding region: 315-2369 (684 amino acids)
Source: RefSeq, a predicted model, not a curated record
AUAAAGGGAAUUGGGGUUUUUUCAUUAUGAAUGGCUUUGAUGGAGAGGGAGUUUCCUUGGCGGUUUAAUUGGUCUGAGGGUUGGCGAUAGCCCCAGCUGCAUCCGAGGCUAAAAGCUAGAAACUUUAUCUGUUUUUUUGUGGUACAAACAUGGGUAGGAGAGGAGGACAAGUGGAUCUAGUGGAAGGUCGAACACUUGACACCAUUAUUGCACCUGAAUCUUAAAAAGACUUGAGUCAAUUUCAAUUCAAUUACAAGUUCAUUGGGUGCUUGCAGUUAUUUUAUUUACCUAUAAAGUUCCAGACAAUUCAUGCUAUGGAUAGACAAGAAAAUUUGUUAGCAUUCUCCAUGCCUAGCCAGCUGUUAUCAAUUGACGAGGAACUAUGGCGAAUGGCUGAAGAGAGGGCACAAGAGAUACUAUGGACAAUUGAACCAAUUGUAUUAUCUGAGGUGAACAGAAAAGAUGUUAUUGAUUAUGUUCAGAGGCUGAUCAGAGGUUACUAUGGAGCAGAGGUCUUGCCAUUCGGUUCUGUUCCUCUAAAAACCUAUCUUCCUGAUGGAGAUAUUGACUUGACUGCUCUCAGUCAUGAAGAUGCAGAGGAGGAUUUGGCACAAGCAGUAUGCAAUAUACUUCAAAGUGGAGAUGACCCUGAAUAUCAAGUAAAAGACAUACAAUAUAUACGUGCACAGGUCCGGCUUGUGAAAUGUACAGUGAAAAACAUAGCAGUUGACAUCUCUUUCAAUCAGAUGGCUGGAAUAUGUACUCUACGCUUUUUGGAGCAGGUUGACCAACUUGUUGGAAAGAACCAUAUUUUCAAACACAGUAUUAUCUUAAUCAAAGCUUGGUGCUAUUAUGAGAGUCGACUUCUUGGUGGACACCAUGGCUUGUUAUCAACAUAUGCGGUAGAAAUAUUAGUCUUGUAUAUUAUCAAUCGUUUUCAUUCAUCAGUGCGUGGUCCUCUAGAGGUGCUAUACAUAUUUUUAGACUACUAUGGCUCAUUUGAUUGGGACCAUAACUAUGUUAGUAUAUGGGGUCCAAAACCCUUAUCAUCUCUUCCAGAAAUUGCUGAGACACCAGAAUGUGAUCAGGGUGAAUUCUUGCUCCAAAAAGAGUUUCUCAGAAAUUACAGGAAUAUGUGCUCUUUUCCAUCAAGGGCAUCUGAGACUAUGACCCAUGAAUUUCCCGUUAAGUUCAUGAACAUCUUGGAUCCUCUAAGAAAUGACAACAACCUAGGCCGUAGUGUAAACAUAGCAAACUUACAUCGAGUAAGAUUUGCUCUUUCCUACGGUGCUAGAAGGCUUAAGCAGAUCCUCACACUUCCAGGAGAAAACAUGGGUGCAGCACUAGAGAAGUUUUUCUUCAGCACUUUGGACAGGAAUGGGAAAGGAGAAAGGGCGGAUGUUGCCGUUCCGGUUUCUCCAUUUGGUAUUGGAAGAUCUGAAGAGUCUGUCCUCCGUGGAGAUUGUGAAAGUUACUGUGGUGGCUUACAAUAUGUUCAGUUGUAUCGUAAUUAUGCCAUGCCAAUAGCUGUACAUUCCAGUUCUCCAUCGUCACCUUCUCAGGAUGAUAUCCUUGCACCAUCAACGCAGCAAAACUGGAGUAUGUUUUACCAAGGCGGUACUGAUGUAUAUAUCCCGGGACAGACACUCUAUCAUCCAACUUACAACCUUGAAGGAAGAGGGAAAUCACGAGGAACGGGCACAUACAUACCUGACUUGAAUUAUAAUUCCUACUGGGAUAUGCACACAAAGCCAUCCAGGCCAAGGAGAUUUGCUUCUUCAAAGUACAAUGCAUUGCCCAAAUCACCUUCGAAAAAGCAACAAGCAGAAGAGGUUCAUUCUGUGACAGACAUAAAUGCUAAUUCAGAUUCAAGGCUGUUUGAGUUCUCAAGUGAAGAUUCCCCCCUUCUUCUAUGCAAUUGCAAGGCUAUACCGCCAACACAAGCCCAAGAGUCUACUCCAUUAGCAAAGUUUCAUUCUGAGACAGACAUGGAUGUUACUUCGCAGCUGCUUGAGUUCUCAAAUGAAGAUUUCCCCCUUCUUCCAAAGGUUUAUUCUGAGACACACAUGGAGGGUAAUUCGAGGUCGUUUGAGCUCUCAAAGAAAGAUUUCCCCCUUCUUCAAAGCACUCACAAGACUGCCCUGUCAGAGUCUGCUGCUAAGUUAACUAAGCAAGCCAAGAGUUUCCCAUCCUCUAAAGAGUCUAAACUGAAAAAUAUUGAGUUUGGAACUUUCAAGAAAUCACAAUCAUUGAUAGAACCAAGUUUAUCAACAAAGGGUGAGAGAGAAGAUUCUGGUGUUCCAUUAUCUCAAGAAACUGUGUUGGUGGUUCCAAAGGUGGCAGCCGAGAGGAAAGAUGAAUCUCCCUAGAGCAAUUAGAAGAUGAAUUGACAGUGUUAACAUUAUAUAUUUUGUAGAAUUUUGAAGGAUAUACAUCAGCAGAGUUUCUAAUGUGUGGCUUUGUUGCUGGUGGUCAUGUUUUGAUCAAAUAAAAAUGAUAGUAAUCUUUUCCUUUUUAAUUUUUUUUUUUGCAGAUGUAAAUUUUGGAGAAAGAGAAACUAGAAUUGGUUGCUAGAGAUAGUCUCAAACUUCAUAGAACAAACAAUUGGUAGGGGUUCUUAACCGUUUUUGUGCUGCCUUAGUGGGAAUAGUUUACCAUUACUCUACAAAGAGAAUGACAUCUCCCUUCUAACAUCUGAAUGAACUUGUACAUGAUUUCUAUUUAAGUUAAAUCUUCUGAUCAUUUAUGGGCCAGCUCUUACGUCUAUAUUUGGAUUGGCAAUAAAGAAUGGAACAAAAAGGAUCAAAUAUAAUGAGUCAGAAUGUAUUAAAAUAGAGCGAAAUAAAAAUAUCAUUAUAUAGUUUGGAUGUUUUGUAAUGACAUCAUUUUGGAAAAAGGAAAUGAUGGAAUGAAGUUAUAAUACUUAAUUGGCUAAAUUUGUGGCUUUUGGAUGACAAAUACUAUCCAGAAGAAGUUCAAGGUUUCUUCCACCCAGCUUUUGUAUCAAUCAAGUCCAUAUCAAGCAGCAACCCUGUUAAUCUCUAGUCCAUAUCUGGAUAAACUUAUGACCAACCAAAAUGUAUUUGGUUUCAAGUGUACAACACAAGUGACGGUAACUUGGUAAGAGUACGUUCCUUGUUAUUGGAAAGACAUCUCCAGUCGCCUAUCAUUUAUUGCAGAUCAUAUCAACCAUUCUAUUUUCUGGAAAAAUCUAGCUCCUGAUCAUGAAGGAGGUGGUAAACCACGCAAGGGUUUACUGGGAUGGGCUAUUGACAUACAUUUUUGGCUCUUUUGAAGCAUUAAUGCAAAAAAGUUAAUGCAGAAGUGGCUUGGUCUGGACAAAGAGUUGAAGAGGCAAAGUUGAAACCACUGCCAACCAGGUAAACUACCUGUUCCACCUUCCUCCUUUUCCAUAUGAUGCCAGGAGGCUAUAUAGAUCAGCAAUAGCAUAUUAAAAAGUUGUUAGUCAAUGAAAGUAGUCUCUUUGUGUUGGUUUGGCCUCCAAUUCUGCCUUUUUUGUAUUUCUGUUGUAUAUUAUGCCACACCAUUCAAGAUCCUUUCACGGCAUAUUGCUAUUAUGAGUAGUCUAUAUUCCUUAUGUUAAAUCAAUGAGAUUCAACAAUCAAGUAUGUAUUGCUUCUCUAGGCUUUUUUAGUUAAUUCAGUUGACAUUUCAAAUUAGGUUAUGCUGUAAACAGUGCUUUAUUAUUCUAAUAUGGCUCUGUAAACUUGACUUUUGAGGUUCUCAGUUUAUUUAUAGGUAUAAAGACAUAUUUAGUCCCUACAGGUUUGCUCACCUUUUUAGUUUGGUUGCUAUGCUUUUUUCUUAUUUGGAAAUUGGUCCGUACAUAACAUUUUAUUAAAUUUAUAAAGUCCUAACCUUCACCAUAAAUUCUUAUAUCUCCAUGUAAAGAACAUUUUGCCUGCUGGACAAAAUCAAACUAUUUGUACCCGUGUACACCAACAAUGUUUGUGUCCUGCCACUUUGUUUUUUGGGGUCUCAUUUUUAUGUUCAUUUUCUCUCGGUCUAAUUGCUAAGACAGAGCAAUCUCUCAAGUUCUCAUCUUUUUUUACAUCAAGUCUAACCACAUGAGGACCUGCUGCCACUUGCCACCAUAUCUAAUUAGUUUUUCCCUGCUGCAUCUCUCUGAACUCUUGGUUCACUCUGUCUUGAUGUCUUCCAUUUUAUGCUUUUCUGAUAUGGCUCUUCAACCACUACAUUCACUUUAUUGGCCUAGACCCAACCACCAAAGCACCAAGAGACCUUAGGUGAACCUUUUCUCUCUAGCUCUGUUUGCAGAAAUUCAAGCGCAGGAAUGGAGGUUGCAACAAACACAACCGCGACCACGUCAAAUUCAUUCGAUGCUCUAACUGUGGAAAAUGCUGCCCUAAGGACAAGGCUAUUAAGAGGUUUCUGGUGAGGAACAUUGUUGAACAGGCUGCAGUCAGAGAUGUGUUGGAAGCCUGUGUCUAUGAGCAUAAUUUUCUUCUUUACCUUCUCUCUUUUUUUUGAGGAAAAUUUCACAUGUGUUUAUGUUAUUUAUUUAGUUUUUAAUUGUUAUUUACAGAAUAUACUCUUUCCCAAACUGUAUGUGAAGAUGCAGUAUUGUGUUUCCUGUGAUAUCCACUCCAUGCUAGGGUAUGCUCCUGCACUGAUAAGAAUAAUUGUGAGCCUCCAAAGCGAUUCAUCAGGUUGAAUUUCAAUGAGUUCCCAUUGCACAAUCACAUUGAUCUGCAAGGAACAUUUUUCUAUAUUAAAACACUAGCGGACCUUGUUUUGUUUCCUGAUGGAGUUGAGUCUUACCUCCCCAGUUGACCAUUGAUAUUGGAGAUGAUGCACAAAGGCCCGGUCAGCCUGGUUAGUGGUCAAGCACCUCGUCCUGCUGGCAUUGGAGCACCUGUCCGAACCUAAAAGCAAAUCCUAAGAAAAAGCCUUCAUUUUAAGCUUGAACCAUAAGCUAAAACUUUUUUUGUUGCCUAAUUUUGAGGCCAAUUCUAGGGUGAACCACCCAAACAAGUGGUGUACAAUGGAUCACUCUUAUUUACCAUAAGAUUCAUCUAAUUUCAUUUCUCUUAUCUUAAACCUCUCCCACCAGAUUCAAGCUCCUUCCCGGAUAUGCUCUGUCAGCCUCAGCCGGAGGCGAUUUCGGGCAGCAGCGCUUCAUUUUCUCCCCUUUUCCUUCUUUCUCUUCUUCCCCUCCUUCCCUCCCUAGAUCUGAUCCCCCCAAUCUGCUGCGAUCUCCUCCUUCCUCUUCGGUGUGCCACACAGAUCCACACCGUUGUUGGGUUUGUUCAAUGAUGGUCAAUCUUGAUCUUGUGGUCAACGGUACAUUUUGGUUUUGGGAGGAAAGAAAAUGAUUAAAAAGAAUGAAAUGUUGUUGCCAGGAAUCAUCUUUGACGUCAGAUCAAUCUAAAUUUCACUUAAUGUGGUUUCGUGGAGGGGUAUUUUGUUCUAAAUUUUUGCUACACGUUGGAUAACAUCUUUCUAGUUAUAAUUUGGCGGUUUUUAUGAAGAUUAAUUGUAAUUUUGUGGGUUUAGUGCCAUAAACCUAUGUCAAAAUUCUUCUAUGGUUUCUAA